Molecule: messenger RNA, 2589 nt
Organism: Acaromyces ingoldii
Lineage: Eukaryota; Fungi; Basidiomycota; Exobasidiomycetes; Exobasidiales; Cryptobasidiaceae
Product: Pkinase-domain-containing protein
Exons: 7
Coding region: 32-2332 (766 amino acids)
Biological process (GO): protein phosphorylation; intracellular signal transduction
Cellular component (GO): cytoplasm
Molecular function (GO): protein serine/threonine kinase activity; ATP binding
Source: RefSeq, a predicted model, not a curated record
CCACCCUGCGCCUGUAUCACGACCAUACACCAUGAGUGGUCCGCUGGCAUCUUCGCCGUCGGAAGACGCUGUAUUUCACUCUCCCUCUGCCUCGCCACUCUCGACCUCGACGACGCAAGAGCCGCAAGAGGAAGUGCAGAAGAAGAGGCCUUCACUGUCUGUGCGCCAUGCCCCGACCCCCUCCACGUCUUCUUCGACAAAGGCAGGAUCACGUAACAGCUCAUCGGGACACGCACAUCGACAGUCUUCGAGCGGGAGCGGCCAUCGGUACAAAGAGACACUUGAUGCAACGACGCGGCAUCUCGAGGAUGGAUCGAGGAUUAUCAAUCAAUAUCGACUCCUUGAGGUGAUCGGACAAGGCGCUUAUGGCGUGGUCCACAGGGCCUGCCUCGUCCACGAUCCUUCUGUGGAGUUCGCAAUCAAGGAAUUUGGCAAGACCCGUCUGAGGAAGACACACAGGGCGGCCAAUCUGAGGCGACCGCUAGGAAGAGCCGUCCGCGCUCGCGCUCGUGGUGGCGUUGCAGCGAGAGGAGGAAUGGGCAGGGGUGGUGCCGGCGACGCUGGAGGUGGAGGGGAGGGUCCUAAUCACGGUCAAAUCAUACCAGGCCUCAGUCGCCUGAAUGUGGACGACGAGCGAGGACCCAAGUCCGCUGAUCUCGAGCCAGCAGAGACCGACGACCCGCUGUCGCUCAUCCGGCAUGAGAUUGCCAUUCUCAAGAAGCUUGACCAUCCCCAUGUCGUCCAGCUGUUCGAGGUGCUCGAUGACCCAAGCCGAGACGGCCUCUACAUGGUCUUUGAGUACUGUCCCGAUGGAAGGGUCAUCGAUGUCAAAAUUCACGAACAGGUCGAGCCCCUCAAGGAGCCGGUUGCGAGGGAUUACUUUGUCCAGAUCAUGCUCGGAGUCGAGUACCUGCACUGUAACGACAUUGUCCAUCGCGAUAUCAAGCCUGACAAUAUUCUGCUGCAAGACAAUCGAAAGACGUGCAAGAUUGUCGACUUUGGAGUGUCGGAGAUGUUCACCAAGCCGGGCGACGAUACACUACAGAAGAGCGCAGGGAGCCCGGCCUUCAUGAGCCCCGAGCUAUGUACAGCUAAGCACGGUGACUUUCACGGCAAGUCUGACGAUGUUUGGAGCCUCGGUGUCACGCUCUACUGCAUGGUUGUCGGUCAUCUCCCAUUCGACAAGGGACAAUUUCUCGAACUGUACGAGGCCAUCAAGAGCGAUAAGCCCGACUUCCCCGACCAUCUCUCGUCAUCAUGCGUCGACUUGCUGGAGAAGCUCCUAACCAAAGAUCCGUCGAAGCGGAUCACAAUUGCGGAAAUGAGACACCAUCCUUGGAUCACGGAGGAUGGCAAGGAAGAAGUCUUGAGCAUGGAGGACAAUGCCCAAUCUAUCGUCAGCGAAGUCACCGAGGAAGAUCUGGAUCGAGCCAUCUGCAAAAUUGCCAGCGUCUUCACCCUGGCGAGAGCCAUUUCCAAGUUCAAGCGAGCUGGCUCGCGGGCUUCCUCGGCUGGCAGCGUCACCGAAUUGGCGCAUGCCCUCACACCUACCCAGCCACCGAGCUCGAGCUCUCACAACAAAUCAGCUUCAACAUCUGACUCUUCGUCGCCGGACGACCCGGGUAUCAAAUCUGUGGCAGCUGCACAUGUCGCUGCGGGAGCUCAGACCACCGCCCACGUACUGUCCACAGCCAGCAAAGUCAUUUUUGGAUCAAAUGACGAGCAAGCGCAAGAUAACAGCGAUCAUUCACCGACAGUCCGCUCGCAAGACAAGAACGAAAAAGGAAACGUUGAUGCAGCGGGCGAGUCUGCCAAAGACAUGCCCUUGAUCUCGGAGAGUCCCACAGGAUCGGACGACGAAGAAGGCGGCGGCGGCUCUAAUCUUGCCUCUUCGAUCCUUAAUAAAGUCACCAGUAGCGGAAGAAACAUGCUCGAUACCAAGGCCGAUACCGAAACGACGAUGGCCACAACUGUAGACUCUAGAUCGGGACACUCUAAUGACUCGACGGUGGACAGCGUCAAGGCUUUUGUCGCCAACGCAAGCGAAAAUCUAGGGCUGACAGGCAGCGGUGACGGCGAGAAAAAGGAAGCUGCUAGAGGAGAAAGCGACCCGCAGCCGCCGCUGCCCGCGAGCGAGUUAGGCAGUGGAUCACCCAUCACCAAUUCAGCUGGCGAAAGGAAGAAAAGCAAUGCCCGAGGGGAGACAAAAGUCUUGACACAGGAGCCGACGGUUUCUUCCCCCACCGAGGAAGAUAUCAAGCCACCUGAAGGUGCCUCUGCCGCUUAUUUCGGGCAGAGAGACGAGGAUGUAAGCGUCGCUCGGGGAUCGUGAGAAGAUGGCGCGAGUUUCCUGCCUCGCUCCUUGUAUUUGUAAAUAGCAAUUGCAGCAGCAAGAGUAUCGACUUAUCAGGGCUGGCCCUGGACUACUUGACAGAAGCGAUACUGACAGUAAUUAGGCCGUAUGUGCGACUCGCUCAAAGAGGGCAAUCCGCACACGCUUUGCCCUUUUGGGACAGGUGCUUAUAGAAUCGAUCGACAGAGGGGGCACGUAGAUGACCCAGAGGUAGAGACCCACUUGUACAAGCAGCU